ACGGAUUGACUUCGAUUUGUCGUUAUCGUAUGAAUGGGUCAUGCCCUGCGGGGUUGGGUUCAUCAAAACACCACCACACAGUUACCUUCGAUCGCACUCCACUCAUUCAAAGCCUACUCUAUCAAUCCACAAGCAGACGUGAAUCUGUACUUGGCGCGACAGCAACUUAUCCACAAAUUUCUGUCAGUUGCACUUGUCGCCAUGUUUAUAACCGUUCGGUUUGGAGAUGACAAGAGUGAAUUGUUCAACCCUAAUUGCCGAAACGUGAUUUUACUGGACAAUAUCAGAGAAAGAUGUAACUGUGACGAGGAUGAUGUGAUAGAUUUGUCAGAUGAGAACGGAUCUGUUGCCAAUUUGCCGGGUCAUCUGGAUGAUUAUGGCAAGAACUUCCUGACUGACAGGGGCUCUUUUAUACUCGUCAGAGUAGAACGAGAUGGGGACGAAGGUGACGAUGAUCGUUUUACAUACAUCCCACUCUUACAAGGAAUAGACGAUGAUAAAGAAUUUUUAUCACGAUUAAAUCCCAAACCAACGAAGGGAGGAGAGAGAGGUAAAGGAAGACGAAAGGGUGAUCGAUCAGGAUCACCAUCCUCAGCGAAGGGUGACAGGCGGAAAGGACGUCAGAAGCAAGAAUCACAGAGUAGACGCAGCGGGGGUACGGCAUCAAGAAAUACACCCUCCAAACGAUGACGUCACAAAGGAGUCGUAAUAUAUCGCAGUCGCGAUUUGGAGUUCUCUUUUGUUUAAUGGAUGCUGUAAAUAAGGAUUGCCUUGUUGUCGAAAAGACAUGAACAUUUGCCUUGGAAUUGAUAGGUGCAUAUUGAAACCGAAUCAGUAAGAAUUAUUAUCUCUUUCAGAAAAAAAUGUUGUGUGAGUGACUGCUUUGCUACACUGGAUGUGUUUGUGACAAAGCCCGAGAUUAACUUUGUAUG
This is a messenger RNA of Strongylocentrotus purpuratus (purple sea urchin), 932 nucleotides long. RefSeq lists its product as uncharacterized. The record is from RefSeq and is a predicted model, not a curated record. The transcript has 5 exons. Bases 34 to 690 code for a protein of 218 amino acids. NCBI's taxonomy places the organism in Eukaryota, Metazoa, Echinodermata, Echinoidea, Camarodonta, Strongylocentrotidae.